Messenger RNA from Sciurus carolinensis (gray squirrel), 5426 nucleotides. It is a transcript of the gene Helb, whose product is annotated as DNA helicase B. Lineage: Eukaryota; Metazoa; Chordata; Mammalia; Rodentia; Sciuridae. The coding region runs from base 12 to 3266 and encodes 1084 amino acids. The record is from RefSeq and is a predicted model, not a curated record. The transcript has 13 exons.
GAAAAGUGAGCAUGGCCAGGUUGAACGGGCACUUGCGGGAGCUGCGGGGACCUCUGCUCCCGCCCAGGGAGGAGGUGGAGGAGGACUAUGACUAUCUAGAGGAAGAUGUGGAGGAGGAUGAAGACUCAGUGUUCCUGGACGCCGAGGAGCUCUGCAGUGGCGGCGUCAAGGCUGGCAGCCUCCCUGGGCGCAUCCAAGUUUUAAUUCCUGAUGAAAAUACUCAAGAGAAAUGUAAAGUGUUUGGACGUUUUCCAAUAACUGGUCCUUGGUGGCGAGUGAAGGUCCAGGUGAAGCCUACGGGAUUGAAGAACUAUCAAGUUCAAGGAUUUCCAUCAUACUUUCUACAGUCUGAUAUGUCACCACCAAAUCAAAAAAGUAUCUGUUCCCUCUUUCUUAAAGAGUGCGGUGUCUCCUCUGAUAAAAGAGAAGAAUUUUUAGCAUGGGUAAACAAUGUAUCAAGCUAUAACGAUCUCAACUUUGAAAAUCUUAGGGAAACAUUAAAAAUUUUCUACAUGGAAGAGGCAAGAAAAAAUAAAAAGAAAUCUGCAGAGAAUGAACAGGAGGAGUUAUUACUAGAUGGUGAGAUAAGUGUUCCUCCGGAAAAUACAAUUCCAUUUAUAUAUGUAAUGACAGCUUUGCAGUUUCCAAAAGUAAUGGAAUUCCUUCCAGUUCUUCUGCCUCGACACUUUAAACGACUCAUAAACUCUGAUUCUAAUGAAGUGUUAGAAAAGAUUGAAGAGAUUUUAGGUACACACCCAUGGAAGCUGGGAUUUAGUAAAAUAACCUACAGAGAUCUGAAGCUUUUGCGAUGUGAAGCAAGUUGGAUGGCUUUUUGUCAGUGCCCGACUCUUCUCCAGUUGAUGACUGACUUGGAGAAGAAUGCCCUGGUCAUCUACUCUACCCUGAAGCAGAUCUGUAGAGAGCAUGGUCACACGUGCAUUGAACAGGCUGACUUGACUUUGGAAAUGUCAGAGCACAUGUCUUUUCAUGAUGCUUGGCUAUCUCUGAAGUUUUUGAAGGACAUUGGCGUGGUGACAUUUGAGAAGGACUGGAUCUUUCUUUAUGACCUUUAUCAGGCUGAGAGAGGCAUUGCCUCAUCAAUAAGUGACCUGAUGAAGAGACCUCCGUGGCAUUUACACGUUGAUGUCAAGAAGGUGCUGGCAUCUAUUCGUGCCCCCAAAUCUGAGGAUUCAGGAAGUGAUGAGGAGGAAAGUAAACCUGAUGAAACAGAGUUAGAAAAUUCUGAGGGCAUUUUGGACCCAUGGGGUAGUGAUGACCUUACUUGGGAUAAUGGUGAAAAUGAAACUAAUGCAGAAAUAAAUGAAGUCCAGUUGGAUCAGGAUCAAGUGGCUGCCUUGGAAAUGAUUUGCUCCAAUGCUGUGACAGUCAUCAGUGGGAAAGGUGGCUGUGGGAAGACCACCAUUGUUAGCCACCUUUUUAAACAUAUAGAGAAGUUGGAAGAAAUAGAAGUUAAAAAAGCUUGUGAAGAUUUUGAACAAGACCAGAAUGUCCCAGAAGAAUGGAAUACCUUCUUUGAGCAGAGUCAUCUGGGAGCAGAAAAGACUAUAGAAGUUCUGCUCACAGCACCUACAGGGAAGGCAACUGGCUUACUGAGACAGAAAACUGGGCUUCCUGCUUAUACGCUCUGCCAGGUCAAUUAUAGCUUCUAUUUAUGGGACAAAAAGCUGAUGGACAAGAAUAUGCCAUGGAAAUUUUCUUCGGUUAGAGUUCUGGUUGUGGAUGAAGGGAGUCUGGUGUCUGUAGGCAUCUUCAAGUCGGUUUUAAAAUUACUGUGUGAGCACUCUAAACUUUCUAAGCUUAUUAUCCUUGGUGAUAUUAGACAGUUACCUAGUAUUGAACCUGGUAACUUGCUGAAAGAUCUUUUUGAGACUCUUAAGUCAAGAAAGUGUGCUAUUGAACUGAAGACAAACCACAGAGCAGAAUCUCAGUUAAUUGUGGACAAUGCUACACGAAUCUCAAAACGUGAAUUUCCAAGAUUUGAUGCAGAACUAAAUAUCUCUAAUCCUCCAUUCCCCAUCUCAGUUGAAGAUAAGACAUUUAUCUUUGUCAGACUCCCAGAAGAUGACACCAGUUCUCAGUUAUCUGAAAGCAGUCGUCACUCCUAUUUAUAUUCUGCAGUUAGAAGUUUACUGGAAGAAAAUGACUUUAAAAGUGCAAAAACAUCACAAUUUAUUGCAUUUAGGAGGCAGGACUGUGACCUCAUCAAUGACUGCUGUUGCAAGCACUACACAGGCCACCUCAUCAAAGACCAUCAGAAGAGACUCAUAUUUGGAGUUGGUGAUAAAAUUUGUUGUACCAGGAAUGCAUACCUUUCGGAGUUACUUCCUGGAGUUACCUCUGGAAGUCAGCCUGAUAAUGAUCUAGAAGCCAGUGGAGAAGGCUUUGGUGGGACUCCUCAUGAUUUUCCCAAGAAUAAGCCUGACUUUGAAAGUGGUAUUCGCCUGUGCAAUGGAGAAGUAUUUUUCAUAACAGGAGAUGUAACUGAUGUAACUUUUGGAAAGAGAAGGUAUUUGACCAUUAAUAACAUGGCUGGCUUGGAAGUAACAGUGGAUUUUAAAAAACUAAUGAAAUAUUGUCACAUAAGACAUGCAUGGGCAAGAACUAUCCACACGUUUCAGGGGUCCGAGGAGGACACGGUGGUCUACGUGGUGGGGAAGGCAGGCCGCCAGCACUGGCAGCACGUCUACACUGCAGUGACCAGGGGCCGCUGCAGAGUGUACGUCAUUGCAGAAGAGUCUCAGCUCCAGAAUGCAAUCAGGAGAAAAAGCGUUCCCAGGAAUACUCGUUUAAAACAUUUCUUGCAAAACAAGCUCUCCGUUAACCAUGCAUCUGUAGCAGACCUUCCGUCCCAGUUGAAGAACUCUGGAGACAGUGGAGGUCCCAGCACACCACCUUCGGCAUCACCCCUCCCUACAGUCCCAGUCAGCACAAUCACACACGAUGUCUCCAGGUGCAAGUCCUCUGUGGCUGAAGAUGGGACCUUCGCCUGGGAUGGAGGCUGGCAGCUGUCUUCAUUUGACGAAGCGGAUGCAGAUGAGGAUCUAUCACAGUCACGAGGGUCCAAGAGAACCUGUGGAACAAGUGACUACGAAAGUCCAAACAAAGUCCUCAUGGUGGAAGAAUCGUCUCCACAAGUGUCUUCUAGACUUCAGAAUUUGAGACUGAACAAUUUAAUCCCCAAGCAACUUUUCAAACCCACAGACAAUCAAGAAACUUUUAACUUUCCCCAGGAUUGCUCAGAAUAAUUACCUUUUUUUGUUGUUGUUGUUUUAAGACAAAUAUGCACGUUUUACCUUCAAAGUUUCAAGAUAAAAGAGGAUGCCUAUAACUGGAAUUUUGCUUGAAGAUGUUUGUGUUAGCAGAUGUUUAAAAUCCACUUGAUCAAAGAAAACUUUAAUGAUUUCAGUAUCUAUCAUCAUGAGAACUGGUAGCCAUGGACAUAAACAAGGGGAAAUGAUAUUAUAUGUUAAAAAAAAACCCUUGUAUUUUAAAAUGUGUUUUAUUUUCUAGUAUAAUGCCUUAUUAAUUUCCAUGAUCAUUGCCAGUUGUCUUUGCCAACAGUUAAAGCAAAGAAGAACUGUCGCUCUCACUGACACACAAUCCAGGAUGCCAGGUCUUCUGCAGAUGGUCCUUCACAUGCUGCUGCUCACUCCAUCGCUGCUGCUGGGGUGGGGACUUUGCCUGGAAAUGUCUUCUGAGUUAGGAACAUGUUGUUCUGAGUAGAUCUCAUGUUAGGAAAUUUCUCUUAGAGCAAUUCAAUUUAAAAUUUUUUUAUUGUUAAAUACACUAUGGUUUGAAUGUGUCCUCUGAACUUCAUGUAUUGGAAACUUGAUCCCCAAUGCAAAGGUGUUGAGAAGUGGGGCCUCAGCCAGUGAUUGUGGGAAUAGGCUUCUGAUAAAAGGUGAAUCCAGCCCCCUCUUGCUCAUUUGAGUGGUUCUCUAGUCCUUCUGCCUUCUGCCAAGAGGUAACAAAGCAGGAACACCCUUGCCAGAUUCAUUACCUUGAUGUAGGCACACCUAGCUUUAUUUACUGUGCUUUACUGCGCUUCUCAGACAUUGGGUUAUCUACAAAUUGAAGUUCUGCAGCACCCCUCUGUGGAACAAGUAUAUUGGCAUUGUUUUUCCAAUAGCUCAGAUGAUCCAGUUUUUAGCAAUAAAGUAUUUUUUAAUUGUUUUAUAUGAUUUUUGAUAUAGAACUAUUGCAUACUUAAUAGACUUUUUAGUAAUAUAAAUAAAUUUUAUAUGUAUGGAAACAAAAAAUUCAUGUGACUCAUUUUUUGUGAUAUUCUCUUUAUUUUAGUGAACUAAAACCAAAACUAAAUAUCUCUGAGAUGACUGUGUUGAACUUCCCAGCCUCCAGAACUGUGAGAAAUAAAUCUAUUUUUUAAGUAAAUUACCCAGUCUGAUACUCUUUUAUAGCAACAAAAGUCGACUAAGAAAAAUAAUAAAAGAAAAAUAAAGAGGAAAAAUGUACUUGUUAUCCCAAUUUUUAAAAUAUCUUUGUUGUGAUCCCCCCAUUUAAAAUGUACCAUGCAGAAAGUUUUCGUUUGGUAACUGUUAGUACAUUCACAGAAUUGUGCAACUUUCAUUACAAUUCUAGAACAUUUUCAUAUCAAAAACAUGCCACACACCUUAGCCAUGAGCCCCUAAACCACUCCAACCCUGGGCAGCCAUUCAUCUACUUUGCCUCCAUAGGUUUGCCUGAUUGGGACAUUUCCUAUAAAUGGAAUCAUACAACAUGUGGUCCUUUGUCACCGACUUCUUUGACUAGCAUUAUGUUUUCACCUUUCAUCCUAUUACAUCAUUGCUUCCUCUCAUUUAUUGACAAAUGAUAUUCCAUUGAUAGCUAGAGCACAUUACAUUUGUCCAUUAAUUAGUUGAUAGACAUUUGGGUGGUUUCUACUCUAACUAAUGCUGCUUUGAAUGUUUAUGUACAAAUGUUUGUAUGGAUGUAUGUUUUCAUUUCUUUAGGGCAUAUAACCCAGAGUGGAAUUGUUGGGUCAUCCAUCUGGUAACUAUAUUUUACCAUUUGAGAAGCUGUUACAUUUUAUAUUCUCCCCAGCAAUAUUUCAAUUUCUGCAUAUUUUCUCCAAGAUUUGUUUCUUUCUUCUUUUUUCUCCCCAGUGUUGGAAUCAAACCCAGGGCCUCAUGCAUGCUAGGAGAGUGCUCUGCCACUGAACUAUACCCCCAGCCCUUAAUUUCUUGACAAUGGCCAUUCUAGUGUGUAUGAAGUGAUAUUUCAUUGAGGUUUUGAUUUACAUUUUCCUUAUGGCUAAAGAUGUCCAACAUUUUCCAUGUACUUUUAGUCAUUUAUAUGUCCUUUAUAGAGAAGUAUUUAUUCAGAUCUUUUGCCAACUUUUUCAUUAGGUUUCCUUAAAUUAUCAAAAUGUAGGAGUUCCACUUAGA